GCCUCCUGUCUCCUGCUCGACCCAAAACUCUGCGUGUCUCACUGGAUGCGAAGCAGAGCGCCAAGUCCCGGAGGAGAGAAGACCUCGGCAGAAAAUGAAGAUGGCUGUAAUGACGUCCAAAGAUUAAGGAUGAGGGAAAACUGAAAAAAAAAAAAUAUAAUUCACAAAGUAAUUACUCUAGGUUUGACACAACAAAUUAGUUGAAUUAAUUGCCAGUGUUUGAAGUGAGGAAGGAGAAGCAUCAUGGAGCUGCAGCACAGCACCAAUCACAACCAAGCCUUGUGGAAAGAGAUACCGUGGGAUUUCGGGGAGGAGUGCUCACUCUCAGUGAGCGGCACCACGUUCCUCAUUGUAGCUUACAGCACAGUAUUGGCAGUAGGUCUCAUCGGGAACUCUUGCCUGGUGUUUGUCAUCACUCGGUACAAGGAGAUGCGCAACGUGACCAACAUCUUCAUCGUCAACCUGUCUUGUUCUGAUAUCCUCAUGUGCAUUUUCUGCCUGCCGGUCACUAUUAUCUACACUUUGAUGGACCACUGGAUCCUGGGAGACACCCUCUGCAAGCUCACGCCCUUCAUCCAGUGCAUAUCAGUCACUGUCUCCAUCUUUUCUCUCGUCCUUAUCGCCAUGGAGCGCUACCAGCUCAUUGUCCACCCGACUGGAUGGAAGCCUGUGGUGGGCCAGUCCUACCUGGCCGUGGCUGUCACCUGGAUUGUGGCCUGCCUUAUCUCCGUGCCUUUCCUCUCAUACAGCGUACUUGCCCUGCCUUUACAGAACCUGAGCGCCCCCUUUCUAGUUGGCGAUCAACUCGUUUGUAUGGAGCGGUGGCCGUCACUCGAAGAACGCAGAGCUUACACCACCUCCCUGCUCAUCUUCCAGUACUUCCUCCCACUCAUCCUCAUCAUGGUCUGCUACCUGCACGUCUACCUGCGCCUGAGGAGAAGGAAGGACAUGGUGGAGCGCGGCAGGAACACCACUCAAAAGAAAAACAAGGGCUCCACAAGGAUCAACGCCAUGUUAAUCUCCAUAGUGGUGGCCUUCACCAUCUCCUGGCUCCCUCUCAACAUCUUCAACACUGUGUUCGACUGGAACCACGAGGCCAUCCCGUCCUGUAGCCACGACAUCAUCUUCUCGUUCUGUCACCUCACGGCCAUGGCCUCCACCUGCAUCAACCCCAUCAUCUACGGUUUCCUCAACAGCAAUUUCCAGAAACACCUCAAAUCCACUCUGUUGCACUGUCGCUGCUGGGGGGUGGCAGAGCGGUACGAGAGCGUCCCUCUCUCCACUGUCAGCACAGAGGUCACCAAGGGGUCUAUCUUGAGCAAUGGAUCUAUCAGCAUCAAUUCUUAAUUCCAAGCCUUUUCAGUAAAAGAGAAAGAAACUACUGGGGCCACUCCAGCCCUCAUUGUGUCAUUCUUAGGAGCUUCGCUUGCUUCAUUGCGUGCAAAAGCGAGGUUGACAUUUACAAAGUUAUAAACCUCACAAUAGCAGUCCAGAGGGAGUGGACUGUAGACACUUUAACCACAUGGCAGAGCGCCCACAAUUUAGUAGAGGAAGUAGAUAUCAAAAUGAUGGUACAAAGGUUGGACAAGUUUAAGUAUUGUGGGCGACUGCAGACAAUUUACAUAAGCACUUUUGCAACUGUAGUCUGUGUAGUUGUGGAGCCACUGGAGUUUUGAAAAUACAAAAGGUUUGGGGUUGUGUUGCUGUUUUAUGUUAAUAGUAUUAAUGAAAAUAUGAAGGGGUUGUGAACUGUGUUGUGUUAGAGAUCAUCGACACAGUAGCAGAACAGAAGGAGAGGACAUUAGCGUUCUAAAUGUGGCUCUGGGCGUUCAUUUAGCCCGAUUUACUCGCAUCACCUUAAUGCAUUUCUUAUUACCUGAUAUCCCAGCAAACUGUGUAAUAAUCUUUCUCAAACAACCUUGGCAAGAGCAAUGGUACGCAUCUCUGCUGUCUGCCAAGGUCUGCGUUCUGCUGUACUAUUUGUAGAAUGAGUUGUUUUAUACAGCAACCUUAUGUAUGAAGUGCCAUAAAACAGAAUAAAAUGGAAGUGAGGGA
Messenger RNA from Paralichthys olivaceus (Japanese flounder), 2055 nucleotides. RefSeq names its product neuropeptide Y receptor Y8b (gene npy8br). Gene Ontology annotation, biological process: G protein-coupled receptor signaling pathway. NCBI's taxonomy places the organism in Eukaryota, Metazoa, Chordata, Actinopteri, Pleuronectiformes, Paralichthyidae. Gene Ontology annotation, molecular function: neuropeptide binding; neuropeptide Y receptor activity. Gene Ontology annotation, cellular component: plasma membrane; neuron projection. The record is from RefSeq and is a predicted model, not a curated record.